Molecule: messenger RNA, 5027 nt
Organism: Myxocyprinus asiaticus (Chinese sucker)
Lineage: Eukaryota; Metazoa; Chordata; Actinopteri; Cypriniformes; Catostomidae
Product: polyisoprenoid diphosphate/phosphate phosphohydrolase PLPP6
Exons: 2
Coding region: 168-1019 (283 amino acids)
Molecular function (GO): sphingosine-1-phosphate phosphatase activity
Source: RefSeq, a predicted model, not a curated record
CUGCUGUUGCUGGUUAAAGAUGGCGCUGCACGGCAGUACAGUUGAACGAGAUCUUUGUUGUCACCUGUAAAAACGAUGAUCUGAGAAACGAGAAACUCAAAAGCCAUAUAAAAGCGAAGACACUCAAGUUAUAUCGCACUAACCUGCCUUGGCAUACUUGAAGUAAAAUGCCUUCUCCGAAAGCGCGGAGCAGCGCUGGGCGCAGCGGCAGUGUUCCGUGUCCCGGCGGUGGAAACGGGCGCUAUGAGUUCAUUUCAUUGAGCCGAACUCCUCCGCCAAACCUGCUGCAGAGACAGGGCUCCGAUCCCACCUCAGCGCGGCUCCGAGCCUCCGAGAGCCCCAACCGACGCCGUGGCUCGGGUUCCUCCACUUCCUCCACCGGCGGGCAACAGUUACCGGAGGAAGACUGCAUGAAAUUAAAUCCGUCUUUCAUCGGGAUAGCGCUCAGCUCUCUGCUGGCGAUCGACCUGUGGUUGUCGAAGCGGCUCGGUGUAUGCGCCUGUGAGGAUUCGUCCUGGGGCAGCGUGCGGCCACUCAUGAAGCUCAUCGAGAUCACCGGGCACGGGAUUCCGUGGCUGGCCGGUGCCGCGUACUGCCUGUAUAAAAGCGACAGUGCCGCCGGUCAGGAGGUCAUGCUGAAUCUCCUCAUGGCCUUGGUUCUGGACCUGGUGCUGGUUGGCAUGGUGAAGGCCGUGGUGCGCCGUCGACGUCCGACCCAUAACCGUAUGGACAUGUUUGCCACGUUCUCUGUGGACCGCUAUUCAUUCCCAUCAGGCCAUGCCACACGUGCCGCAAUGUGUGCCCGCUUCCUAUUGGCCCAUCUGGUUCUGGCAGCCCCACUCCGUGUGCUUGUCCUGCUCUGGGCCACUGUUGUUGGUUUUUCUAGGGUUCUCCUUGGGCGCCAUAAUGUGACUGAUGUUGCGUUUGGUUUCUUCAUGGGCUACUGGCAAUAUAAUUUGGUUGAGAUGCUCUGGUUGUCUCCAGUCAUGUUGCAAAACUCAAUUGGACAGCUUGAUUGAGAAGCUAUGAGAACUUAAAGAGGUCUUGAUAUCUUAGGGCUCAUUAUAUGGUGGAUCUAGACUCAUUCAAUUGCUGCCAGUAUGCUGGUAAUAAUUCCAUGUUGUCAGUCAAGUUGCUUAACGUGGGUUUACUGCAUUUGUUUUUGCGUCUUCGAAUGUAAGAUAGUAAUCUCAUUAAUAAUCUCCCAGCAAUGUCCAUGGUUUUAGUUUGAUUUGGAUUGUUAGGGAGCAGUGAAUAUCGAUUUCAUUCCUUUACUUAAAGUUAUUUGUCAGUCUUCCUUUCUUUCAUUACUUAAUUUGUGUCAAUACUCUGAGACUGGAUAGAUUUCAGCAGUUUUGAUGAAGCAUCUGGCAUCAUGUCCUGCCAUUUUGAGGAUUGGCACACAUCAAGAAAUUAUAGGGAAGUAGUUUUAACUUUUGGGGUGGACUAUGACUUCUGAUAUGUUUGUUAAACUGCAGGAUAUGACAACAUCACCAUUGUGAUAUGACACUUAUAAAACCUGAAACAAUAGCCAUCAACUUGAAGAAUCUGCCUCCAUUUUUUUACACCAGCCAGAGUUUUACCUCUAAUUAAUAAGAAAACUCUGAAUAAGUGAAACUUUAAUUAACAGGAAAUUUGAAAAUCAUGGGGUGAACUUCAGUGUGGCUCCAAUGCCUUGAUGAUGUGCAGUGCAGUGUCCUCAGUAGAAAUUUACGUGGGAGUAGUUGUGUUUGAAGUUCUGUUGAAUUUCAUAUCUCUGAAGUUUGGGGGGGUCUAAAAAAUUAGUGUGGUGCAAUUUCUGGGUUUUAAUGAGUAUAGAAAUGCUCUGUUUCAUUGUUCUGUGUUUGUGUCUCAGUUAAGUGUUAUAGUCAUUGUCUGUAUUGAUAUUGUAUCACUUUUUAUGUUUUAUUGUGACCACACUUGUCCUGAUAAAUGUUAUUGCACUUUUUGACUCAAUCUAUGAAUCUUAAUCUAUGAAGUAGAAUAUUGUUUUUCACCUAUGGUCUUUGAAACUUGGAAAUGCAUGAUAUGCUUCAAAACUGAUGGCAUAUAUUCAGGGGUAUGUCCAGGAAUUUUUUGCCUGGGGUGGCAAGAGUCGAGCUAAGGGUGGCAUCCAGUAAGUUCGUGGUGGUAUUUUAAUUGCCCCCAUAUGUUCCCUUUGACCAAGGAAACCAAAUUAAAUAAUUCAAGCGCAAGGCAUUGUGGGUAUUCCCCAUAGCAUUAAUUUUGUACUCAAUAGUUUGAGUUAUUAAUACUUAAAAUCUUAAGUCUAUGGAUUUUUAAGAAAAAUAAGUUCGAGGAACUUGAUAUUUUAGUUAUCAGCUCAAAACUUGACAUUUCAAGUAAUGUUUAAUAAAGACUUUAGAAAUUAACUUGAUUUUUCCAGUAAUGAUAACAUUAGGGUUUACAUUGCAUGGCACUUUGAUAUAAAAUUGAACUGAGUGAUUACAAUAAUCAUGUACCAUGGUAUUUACUGAUAUUGUUGACACUUCUACAUACACUACCGUUCAAAGGUUUGGGGUCACUUGACUGAAAUGUUUCUCAUGAUCUUAAAAAUCAUUUGAUCUGAAGGCGUAUGCUUAAAUGUUUGAAAUUAGUUUUGUAGACAAAAAGAUAUUUGUGCCACCAUAUUAAUUUAUAUAAUUACAAAACGAAAAUUUUAUUUUACAUUUUUUUUUUUUUUUUUUUAAAUUGAUGACUUGGGCCGGAUAAUUAAGAAAAGCAGCCAAUAAGUGCCCAGCAUAUAGAUGGCUUUAAAAAGCAUCCCAGGGUGAUACCUCAAGAAGUUGGCUGAGAAAAUGUCAAGAGUACUUGUCUGCAAAUUCUAGGCAAAGGGUGACUACUUUGAAGAUGCUAAAAUAUAACACAGUUUUGAUUUAUUUUGGAUUUUGUUUAUUCACAACAUAAUUCCUAUAUAUCCAUUUCUAUUAUUCCAUAGUUAGUUUACUAUUAUUCUAAAAUGUGAAAAAAAUAAAAAAAAUAAAGAAUGAGUAAGUGACCCUAAACUUUUGAAUGGUAGUGUACUUCAGAGAAUGCCUUGCAUAUUAUGGUACCAUUAAAUACAUGUCCAUGUAUUUAAAAAAGUAUACAAAAAAGCAUUUGGACCUUAUACACCGAUCAGCCACAACAUUAAAACCACCUGCCAAAUAUUGUGUAGGACUCCCUCGUGCCGCCAAAGCAGCGCCAACCCGCAUCUCAGAAUAACAUUCUGAGAUGAUAUUCUUCUCACCACAAUUGUACAGAGCUGUUAUCUGAGUUACCGUAGACUUUGUCAGUUUGAACCAGUCUGGCCAUUCUCUGUUGACCUCUCUCAUCAACAAGGCAUUUCUGUCCACAGAACUGAUGCUUACUGGAUGUUUUUUGUUUUUGGCACCAUUCAGAGUAAAUUCUAGAGACUGUUGUGCAUGAAAAUCCCAGGGGAUCAGCAGUUACAGAAAUACUCAAACCAGCCCAUCUGGACCCCCUCCAGAUUGCAUUGGCUUGGUCUUAAAGACACUCCCACCUGCUGGCGAUGCCAAUCAGAAGAUGGGGACAAAACCAAUGUUUUUUGGUGGUGUGUUAAGAUCCAAGAUUUUUGGUUGAGGGUUCAGAGUUUUAUGUGUGACGUAUUGGAUACUCAAAUUUAAUUUCAUUAAUAUAGGGGAUAAAUAUAUAAAAAAUUGGGUCCUAGCCAGUGUUAUGAUCAGCAGGCAGGUCAUCCUUAGGGGAUGGAGGUCGGCUGGAUCGCCCUCAUUUCAGGAGUGGUGCAUAGAGUUGGGCAGGGUGGCGGCAUUCGAAGAAAUGUCAUAUAGAAGGCAGGGGAACUUGAAAUUGUUUAAUGGAAAAUUGGGCAGCUAUUUGGCAUAUUUGGAGGGCUCUCGGGGAGGGGAAGUGGACAGAGAUGUGUAGAUUUAAAUGUGUGUGAUUUUUAUUUUCUUUUAUAUAUUUUUUUUUUUUUUUGUGUGUAUUCUCAAAUUGGACCAUAGGGAUGUUUGUUGGGGGUCAGGGAUUGGGAGGGCGAAAGGGAAUUAUGGGGGUUAAAAGUUGAAUCGGUGUAUAUAUGUUUGCUUUUCUGUUUCAUGUGUCUGAAAAGGGUUAAUCAGAAAAAACCAGCCCAUAUGGCACUUAACAAUCAUCCAUGCGAUUAUCUAAUCAGCCAAUCGUGUGGCUGCAGUGCAGUGCAUAAAAUCAUGCAGAUACGGGUCAGGAGCUUCUGACCCGUAUCUACCCGUUAAUGUUCACAUCAACCAUCAGAAUGGGGAAAAAUUUUGAUCUCAGUGAUUUGGACCAUGGCAUGAUUGUUGGUGCUAGACGGGCUGGUUUGAGUAUUUCUGUAACUGCUUAUCUCCUGGGAUUUUCACGCAUCAAAUAUUUGUUGACAAAUCCACCCCCAAAAUCUAGAUAUUUAACUUUUCUUCAUUCUCUGAUUUGACUUAUUUCUCCUCUGGCAGCCCAAGUAAUAUGUUGCUGGUGAAAGUCGUGGGUGUUUUGACUGUUCAAGACAACCAUUUUGCACAUUUCUCCUUUGCAAUAACUGAGUUUUAUCUUCAUGAAAGUACAAUCAUUGGUCAUUUGUGCAAUAUAACAAUAUAAGUGACAGAUGGCAACCAAUACAAAUAAUAAAAAUGAUAUUUUUAAAUUGCAAUAACAUUGUGACGUUCUGGUGAUGUUUUUGUUUGCUAGAGACCAUGUGUAUAGCUUUUCUUUUUUCUUUUGUUUGACUGAGAGGUAAUAUAGAAGAGGUUUUCAUUUGAUAUUAAGGUUUUUGGGGUUUACAUUCUUCUUGAGUCAGUUAAAGUUGCUUCACCAGUUAUCACUAUACAGUAAAUAAAAAUCUUGACAUUUGACCAUUGUAUGGUGUGUAGUAAUAAGUGGCCAUGUGAAUUGUAUUGAUGAAAAUCACUACAAGGGAUUCAGAGCUUAAUGUGGUAGCUGCUUUGACUGUUCAUUAUAUUUGAAUAUGUUAUACAAAUUUGCAACAUGUUAAAUAUACUUUACAUUGAUCAUAAUGUGAUUGUAUUUUCUAAAUAAAUAUAAAGAUGCCUUGG